Molecule: messenger RNA, 889 nt
Organism: Oryza brachyantha (malo sina)
Lineage: Eukaryota; Viridiplantae; Streptophyta; Magnoliopsida; Poales; Poaceae
Exons: 2
Coding region: 181-627 (148 amino acids)
Source: RefSeq, a predicted model, not a curated record
AUAAUAAUAAAGAAAAAAAAAAACAGGAAACGGACGAAGCGAGAGGAGGAGGGGAGCAAAACCUAAGGCAAAAGAAGGAAGGGAAGGGAAGGAAGCACCAGGCCAGCAGAAGCUGAGAGCGGCGAGGAGAGCGAGGUUGGGGAUCGAGCCGGGGCGGAGUAGGAAGGGAAGGGAAAGGAGAUGUCGAUCCUGUGGGAGAAGAGCGCGGGGUGGCGGUGGCUGGUGCGGCGGACGCGCGACUCCAAGCCCUUCUUCUUCACCUUCGCGGCGCUGUGCGGCGUCGUCCCGGGGGUCGUCGGGUACGGCGUGAUGCAGCUCACCAGCUCCCGCAACGAGCAGCUCGAGGCCCGCCUCCGCUCCACCGCCCGCCCCGAGACCACGAUGAUGGGGCAAGUGAACAGGGAGAGGCUGGCAGAGUUUCUUGGCGAGCUGCAGAGGAAAGAGGACACGAAUGACAGAUAUGUUGCUGCUCUCAAAGGGGAGACACUGACAAGGAAGCGGUAUGAGCGUAUUCAGCCCGUUAACAAGCAAGCUACAGCAGAGAGUGAGCCUGUCAACAAGCAAGCUACAAUACAGAGUCAACCUGCCAAGGAGCAAGCUACUCAUGAGAAUGCAAAGGCUAAAUGAUUCAUUUUCAAUUCUCCUAGCAAGAUGUUCUCCACUCAAAAUACCGAACAUAAAUGUGCUAUGUCUUUGAAUGGCAAGUUCGUAAAGCAUCACUAUGCAUCUAGUUUUUGUUCCACUACAAGAUGGGUUCACAGGAUACUGAUAUUUUAGUUGCAGUUGGACUGUAAAUUUUGAUCUGCGCGCUAGCACAUCUGACUCUUUUUAGUUGAUUAUUAUGUGGCCACAUUUAAAAUGAUAAUCGAGGCAGACCUUUUUCGAUCAA